Messenger RNA from Exaiptasia diaphana, 855 nucleotides. Its product is annotated as neuromedin-U receptor 2-like. NCBI's taxonomy places the organism in Eukaryota, Metazoa, Cnidaria, Anthozoa, Actiniaria, Aiptasiidae. The transcript has a single exon. Gene Ontology annotation, cellular component: membrane. Gene Ontology annotation, biological process: G protein-coupled receptor signaling pathway. The coding region runs from base 1 to 855 and encodes 284 amino acids. Gene Ontology annotation, molecular function: G protein-coupled receptor activity. The record is from RefSeq and is a predicted model, not a curated record.
AUGGCSGUCAGUGAUCUUCUUGCAGCUCUAAUGGGAUUCCCGCUUAUGAUAGUGUCUGCGAACUAUAACAAUCGAUGGUCGAUCAGUAGUAUUACAAGCAAUGCUCUUUGCAAGGUAGWUMCCUUCAUAGCAGAAUUGGGUUUUACUGCUUCRAUGAGUAGCUGUCUUUUUAUUGCCAUUGAUCGAUAUUACGCGGUAGCUCAGCCACUCAGAAAACCAUUMCAGAACAAGAUGAAGUACAUCAUCUCGGGUAUUUGGAUGUCAACCAUUGCACUCUCAUUGCCUUACUUGUACUUUARUGAGSYCAUCAUGGAAGGCAACAYAUUUCAUUGCACAGUAUCCUYRAAGAACUUGUUUUCUUAUAAAGUCUACAGAUAUCUCCACUUAGCUYUGARCACUGUUUCAGCAGUCCCGYUUAUCAUAAUCACUUAUGYUUUAACAGUGUACAAACUUUAUCGUCACAAGGCUCCCGGAGUGUCGAACUUAGCGCUGAAGAAAAGARUGCAGCAAAAUAGGAAAGUAUUGMAAAUGGUARYGACACUUGUGAUUUUGCUUUAUCUGUGCCAUGGUACAUGGAUGGUGUAUUUUAUUUUGCUUGUUGAAGGGAAAUUUGACAAUUAUUCUGCGUCAUUUCGCAACUAUGGCUAUGGAUCUGUUUUCUUGCUCUACAUGACUCUCGUGUACAAUUUCUUCAUCUACAUCAUCUUCAAUCACAUAUACCGUGAAAACGCUAAGAAUUUGAUAUGCAGAUGCUGUUGUAAAUUAAGGCAAACUAUUUUCAUGAGMAGGCCAUCAUUUCCGCAGUUACCUGUCAUAGAAUUGACAGAUAUGAUUUCUUCAUUGAAAUCAAUGUAA